AUUAAAAUUUGUAGGUUUUAAGCAAUUAUAUUGUACAUAAUUUAAAUUAAAUUUCCACUUAACCAGAGAUAUCAUUAUGUCACUUAACUCAUUUUUGAUGGUUAUUCUAUUAUUAAUCCUUUCAUUUCAUAAUCUGAUUUUUUUUUUUUUUUUUUUUUAUUAAACCUACAUUGUUUUGAGUUUAAAUGAUCUCAGUUUUAUGAAUGGAUAAUAGUGGUCUGUGAAUUUAUGUUGUAUUUUGUAAGUUUUUAUAUUUGUUAAUGGACACAGGAAUUCAUUUAAAUGGGGUAAACUAAAGAUUAAAGUGAGACCCUUGGGUUAAGAUGUUUUAAUUAGAAAUAUUUUCCUAAAUAUACCUAUAUAACAAAUAAUAAUUUUAGCAAGAAUAGGAAAGGAAUCAUUUCUCAGCUGUGAGAAGAGUUCAGUCUCACGCGCGUUCGAAAGCUUCACUCAGAAUCACGUCACAAUGAAAUAGAACGUUGUGUUGCUGAUUUGAGAAACAUUUCCUCAGUUUUCUCAGUCUUCUCGUUGCUGUCUCUUCUGCUGUUCGUAUUGAGUUUACCCGAGUCAACAUUUGUUAUCAUGGCAAUGUUGAAGCGAAAACGUAGUUUUUGCGCUCAGGUGUGCGACUCUUACAGCGGCACAUCCUCAUUCAGCACCGAUGCGGCUAAAAUCCAUCAGCCCGUUAGUGUUGUUGAGGAACAAGAGAUGCCAGUGAGAAAGAGGAGGAGGACGGAGAGUUUUGAGAAGCUGCCGUCUCUUCAUUUCUGUGACUGGAGCGGCAGCUCAGAUCAAGAUACCGCUGCGCAUGAGAGAAGUACUGAUGACCAGAUUUCUCUACAGUACAGCGCCUGUGCUCUAGAGGAUCAUGGUCUUCAGGAACCUCUUUCCAGCGGUCUUGAUGUCCUUCCUCCUGCAGAUCAACAGGUUCAAACCCCUCCAGCUCCAGUCCACCAUUGGUUUGAGCCUGUUAGUGAGGGAAGUGAUAGUGAGCAGAGCCAGAGGAGGAAGAGUAGUUUUGGAGAGCUGCUCACUCUUCACUGGAGCUGCAGUUCAGGUCAGGGUCAGAAAGUGGAGGAUCAGACCACUGCAGCUGUUAGUGAGAGACACGCUGAGGAUGAACCUAAGCGGACAUCUUUUAACAAUGGCCGAAAGAGAAAACGAAGUUCUCACAGCGCUCAGGUGUACGACUCCCAUCAGAGUACAACAUCCAGCACCGAUGCGGCUGAAAACCAUCAGCCCGUUAGUGUUGGUGAGGACACUGAGAUGCCAGUGAGAAAGAGGAGGAGGACGGAUGGUUUUGAGAAGCUGCCGUCUCGUCAUUUCUGUGACUGGAGCGGCAGCUCAGAUCAAUUGAGAAGUGCUGAAGACCAGAAUUCUCUACAGUACAGCGCCUGUGCUCUAGAGGAUCAUGGUCUUCAGGAACCUCUUUCAAGUGGACUUGAAGUCCUUCCUCCUGCAGAUCAACAGGAUCAAACCCCUCCAGCUCCAGUCCUCCUCAGUCCAGUCAGUCCAGAACCAGUUCACAACAGGGGGGACGUGACAACUGAGGACGACAUUCUGAGCUGGUAUGAAAUCGGCAGAAUGCUUGGUAAAGGAGGAUUCGGAUCUGUUUAUGAAGGGAAACGAUUGGAGGAUGACCUUGAGGUGGCUGUGAAAAUCGCCAGAAAGCCACGAAACAUGAAAUACAUCUCCAUUCCUGGUCAUCCCGCACCCCUUCCAUUAGAGGUCGGCCUGUUGAUCCUUGCUAACAGGGGUCCCAAAGUUCCAGAAAUCAUUGAGCUGCUGGACUGGCAGGACCAACCUGACCAAUACAUCAUGAUCUUGGAGCGUCCCUCACACUGCCAAGAUCUCUGGGAUUUUUUGGAGAGUCACGGCGGCACCCUCAAUGAGGACACAGCACGGUUUAUAAUGACGCAGGCAUCAAUGGCCGCUCACAUGUGCUGUUCCCGUGGAGUUUUCCACCGAGACAUUAAGUUGGAGAACUUGCUAAUAAACACCAAAACACUUGAGGUCAAACUGAUCGACUUCGGCUGUGGGGAUUUCCUCCAGGAAUCUAGCUAUGAAAGAUUCUGUGGCACAGAUGAUUACUGCCCACCUGAGUACUUCACAGAGGGCAAGUACCACGGUAAACCAGCUACUGUGUGGUCUCUGGGAGUGCUCUUAUUCUUGCUGGUCUGUGGACGCUUUCCAGAACCCAUAGAUUUUCAGAGGAUUGAUGACAACGUCUGGUUUGAGCCUGGCUUGUCAAACAAAUGCUGCUACCUGAUUCGAUCCCUCCUGCAGAAAAACCCAAGCUGGCGGAUUGAUUUGAAGAAAAUCAUUUUCCACGAAUGGUUUAUGACGUCAACAUAUCAUCUGGUGACCUAGACAAGACAGUGGCAUCCCUCCCUUCAUGCCUUGGCUGGCGACUCUUGGCUUGCUAACGGCCCACUCCAAAGGAUCCAAAGGACGUUAUUGUUCAUUAAAUAUUAUUGUACAUAUCAAUAAAUAAUAUUUUAUAUAAAUAAUAUUGGACUACCUGGUAUUGAGAAGCAGUCUGUGUGUUAGUGGUGGGGAUUUUUCAGCAACUUCAGUUCACACUCUAUUUUUCUUGACGUUCUGAACUUCACAAUGGGAUAUCUUGGUAUUAUGGAUCUGUCAAUGAUGAAACAGACUGUUUUUGUAUCUCUAAAUCAUCACAUACAGGUCAUAAUUCAUUCUAAUUGAAAACACUUGAUUUCAAUUACAUCUAUUUCUCCACCCA
Molecule: messenger RNA, 2746 nt
Organism: Megalobrama amblycephala (Wuchang bream)
Lineage: Eukaryota; Metazoa; Chordata; Actinopteri; Cypriniformes; Xenocyprididae
Product: aurora kinase A-like
Exons: 12
Coding region: 583-2370 (595 amino acids)
Biological process (GO): protein autophosphorylation; regulation of mitotic cell cycle; negative regulation of apoptotic process
Cellular component (GO): cytoplasm
Molecular function (GO): protein serine/threonine kinase activity; ATP binding
Source: RefSeq, a predicted model, not a curated record